CGGAAUGUCAAAUUGGAACUAUCACCGCUUCUUUUUCCUCCUUCCAUCGUUUCCUGCUCAAACAUGACAUCCUUUACGGUUAUUUCACCCGCGACUCAGCAACCUCUUUUUGAUAUUCCAUGUCUAUCGCAUUCAGAAAUCGAUAAAGUCGUUGAUAAAGCGACCGAUGCCUUUCGUAGCUGGCAAAAAGUGCCCGUCACAGACCGUGUGCAAAUGUUGCAACAGUUCUGUCAACUGUUUAAACAAAAGCAAGAACAAGUCGCUGAAUCCUUAGCUUCGCAAAUGGGACGACCCAAACGUUAUGGCGUAGGUGAAAUCAACGGGGUCCUUGAACGAGCUGGUUACGUGCUUUCCGUCGCCGAAGAAUGCUUAAAGGACGAAGUGAUUGAAGAUCAACCACAUGUCAAACGUUAUUUACGAAAGGAACCCCUCGGUCCCAUCUUUAUCAUUGCCGCUUGGAACUAUCCUUAUCUAACAGCAGUCAAUAACGUGAUUCCUGCACUUUUGGCUGGAAACCCCGUUCUGCUGAAACAAUCUCCGCAAACGCCUAAAUGUGCCGACAUCUUUGUGCAAACAUUGCAUGAAGCGGGCGUUCCGCGUGAAGUGGUGCAGGUCGUUCACGUCGAUGAUGACGGAGCAGCUUACUUGGCUCAACACCCUAAAGUCAAGUAUGUCAGUUUUACCGGAAGCGUGGCCGUGGGAAAGAAGAUUCGACAAGCCAUCGGUGAUUCCCAUCGCUUGAUAGGUUUGGGUAUGGAACUCGGCGGCAAAGAUCCGGCCUACGUGCUUCCGGACGCCGAUAUUGAUUACGCCGCCGAAAAUAUUGUCGACGGUGCCUUUUUCAAUUCCGGUCAAUGUUGUUGUUCCAUUGAACGAUGUUACGUGCACGAAAGUGUCUACGAUGCCUUUGUAAAGAAAGCAGUGGCUGUCACGGAGAACUAUGUGCUCGGUGACCCCAACGACGAAAAAACGACCCUCGGACCCAUGGCUAACCUGCGUUUCGCCAACAAUGUCCGUGCCCAUGUCAAGGAUGCUGUCGAAAAGGGAGCCAAGUGUCUGAUUGACACCCAGAAAUACUUUCCCAAAGACAAGGAAAACACGACCUAUGUCGCCCCUCAAAUACUUGUCAAUGUGACUCACGACAUGACGGUGAUGCAGGAAGAGACGUUUGGACCUGUGCUUGGUAUUAUGAAAGUAUCGUCGGAUGAAGAAGCUAUCCGGUUAAUGAACGAUUCCUCGUAUGGCCUGACGGCCAGUAUUUGGACGUCCAGCCCUGAAAAGGCAGUGGCGAUUGGCGAUCAGAUUGACUGCGGUACAUGGUUUAUGAACCGAUGUGAUUAUGUGGAUCCGGCUUUGGCUUGGGUCGGCGCCAAAGACAGCGGUUUGGGAUUCUCCUUGAGUAAGCAAUGCUUUAGCCAAUUCACAAGCGAGCGCUAUCCAAUGUGCUCGCAGCUUAUUACGGAAAACAGCAUACCUGAAUUCGACAAUCUAUACUUGGACAUGAAUGGUAUCAUUCAUAACUGCUCGCACAACAACAGCGACGAUGCCCAUUUUCGUAUUACGGAAGAGCAGAUUUGGUUGGCCAUUUUCAACUAUGUGGAUCACUUGUUCACGAAAAUCAAGCCAAAGAAACUUUUCUUUCUUGCCAUUGAUGGUGUGGCACCACGAGCCAAGAUGAACCAACAGCGGUCGAGACGUUUCCGUACCGCGAAAGAUGCAGAAGACGCUCGACAGAGAGCGAUACAAAAGGGCGAAGAAUUACCAGACGAGGAUCCCUUUGACAGUAAUUGUAUUACGCCAGGAACGGAAUUUAUGAGAAAGUUGACGUUGCAGCUCCGUUACUUUAUCAGCAAAAAAGUGUCGGAGGACUCCAACUGGCGAAAUGUGGAAAUUGUACUGUCCGGUCCCGAAGUGCCUGGUGAAGGAGAACAUAAAAUUAUGGAAUACAUUCGUCUGGCCAAAGCGCAACCGGAUUACAACAACAACAUCCGUCACUGUCUUUACGGUCUGGAUGCCGAUUUGGUCAUGCUAGGCUUGUUAAGUCACGAUCCUCAUUUUGCCUUGUUACGAGAGGAAGUCAACUUUGGUCGACAACGAUCCAAGAGAAAAACUGGCGUCGAUAAUCAAAAUUUCUAUCUGAUGCAUCUGUCUCUAUUGAGAGAAUACUUGGAUCUCGAGUUCCACUCGCUUGAACAGUCACUAUCGUUCAAGUACGAUCUUGAACGUGUGUUGGACGAUUUUAUUCUUCUCGCGUUAUUCGUUGGCAACGAUUUCUUGCCUCAUCUUCCCAAUGUUCACAUUCACGAAGGCGCCCUGGGUCUCAUGUUUGGUAUCUACAAACAAGUGUUGCCGACCUGCAGCGGUUACAUCCAGGACGGAGGUCGCGUCGAUAUGGAAAGGCUGCAAAAGAUUUUGGACGCCUUGGCUGACAGUGUGGAACACGAUGCGUACGAAGCUGAACAUGCCAACCUGUUGUACCUGGCCGGUAAACGUGAAGAAGGUCAAACGGAACGCGAAUUGUUGCAUGAAUUGGAAAAGAAGAAACGAUCCAGACAAGUCAUGACGACUUCCCAACAACAACUUUUCUUUCAAGUACGAGAAUUUGUAUUGGAACAUCAACCUGGCAAAGCCGAAUCGUAUCAUUUCCCACCCAAUAUCAAGGCUCGCGAUCGUAAAUUUAUUGAAGAGCUUGCACGUAAGCUGGGGCUGAUGUAUGCCACGGAAUACUCCAACGAAGACGGUACCAAGCAUGUCUACAUCGAAUUCUAUGAAAACGAAACCGAAGAUGAUGAUGAAGAAGUAUCGGAAGAUGAAGAAGCCAUUGCCGCCCGCGAUCGUGUACUCAAAAAAUACGAAAGUGCCGAAAUCAUUUCUGACACCCAGACCGAAGAGGAACUGGAUCGUAUUGAAAAGGAAAAGUACGAAAAGGGACUCAAAGAAUGGAAAGCCUACUAUUACAAGGAAAAAAUGGACAUUGACAUUGAUAAUCCUCAACAAAUGGAAGAACUUAUCGGAUCUUACAUGAUUGGUAUUCAGUGGGUACUUCGCUACUAUUACAACGGUGUGGCGUCUUGGGGAUGGUUCUAUCCUUAUUACUAUGCUCCCAAAAUUUCGGACCUGAAGAAUAUUGUACGCUUCCAAGAUCAUCCAUUCCAAUUGGGUCAGCCCUUUAAGCCAUUCGAGCAAUUGAUGGGCGUGUUGCCCAGUCUCAGCAAGAAGCUACUUCCUCCAGCUUAUCAGGAAUUGAUGGUGGAUCCUUCAUCGCCUAUUAUUGACUUUUAUCCUCGAGAUUUUGACAUUGAUAUGAAUGGCAAGAAACAAGAGUGGGAGGCGGUGGUCAAGAUCCCAUUUAUUGACGAAACUCGUUUACUGCAAGCGAUGAAAGAACGUGAACAUCGUCUGACCGAUGCCCAGCGCGCCAUGACCCGAUUCGGAGAAAGUUACAAGUUCGUCUAUGACGCGAAAAUGGGCAGUGAAACCCCCGAGAAAGCAACGAUCUAUCCCAGUCCUCUUCCUGGCGUUUUCCCGGAUAUUCAUCACUGCAUGGCCCGCGAAGAACUAUUCCAUUUACCCACGCUUGAAGGCGGCUUAUCAUUUAAGAAAGGGUUGCUUGACGGUGCCAAAAUUGGCAAGGAUGCUUUAGCCGGUUUCCCUUCGUUGCAAACCAUUCCACACCACGGCGAACUCAAAUUCCAUGGCGUCAAUGUUUUCCAGCAAGACAGUCGAAACGAAACCAUGGUCGUCACUCUGGAAAAUGCUUUUGCUUCCAGUGACAUUCAAAACAUUGCGAAAUUACUUUUAUACAAGCGUGUCUUUGUCCAUUAUCCUUACCUUCAGGAAGCGGUGGUGAUUGGUGUCUCUUCGGUGGAUGCCAAGUACUACAUGAAAUUCAUGGGCAAGAAGCGCCAGAUUCGCGAGUCACUGCACAGUGAAGAGGAUGCCACCUCGUGGCGUAAUCGUAUCGGUCGUGUGGAAUACUUGGCCAGCAAACGGUUUGGUCUGGAUAUUGGAAAAACCGAAGUGGGUUUGCAUGUCUGUGUGUUGCGAGGCAUGAAACGAACGGAGAACGGAGCUUUGGUGAAAGAGUAUGUCAAUCCUGCGGAAGAUGAACUGAUUCCCGUUCAAAUGUGUGUGCUCCGAGUGAACAAUGAGGAUCCUCGUUACAAAGAACAACCACCACCUCCGAUUGAGGAAGAGUAUCCCAUCGGCAGCCAAGUGUUUUUCCUUGACAACAUGUACUACGGUGCCCUGGCAACCGUCGUGGGCCACAGUAGCAAACAGACCGUGGAUAUUCAAAUGGUGGUGCCAAGAAACGAUAAAGACGCUGUGGAACCCACUUUUGGCCAUCAAGUGGCCAUGCAGCAGAACGAGGUGGUGACUUAUUUGCCAUCCUUUGCAGUGAGCCAACAACUCAAACUGAGUCCGCUCGUUCUGUCCAAGAUAACGUCGUCCCUCUUGAUUCUCGACAAGAACACACAACGUGUCAAUGUGGGCUUGAGCUUGAAAUUCGAAGGCAAGCAGCAAAAGGUGCUUGGUUACACACGCAAAUCCUCGGCCGGUCACUGGGAAUACUCUGCCAAGGCCAUUCAGCUGAUUACGGAAUACAUGCAAGCGUUCCCCAAGUUUAUUGACAUGGUCAGCGGUCAAAAGGGUGGAGCUAUGCUUCACGUCCAAGACCUUGUCUGGUCAGAAAACGGUCCAAAGGAACUGCAAAAAAUGAAAGCAUGGCUCAAAGAAAAGAAGGUCGACGACUUGCCGCGUGCUGGAUUGGAAGUUGAAGAAAUGGAAGCACCAUUUGUGAAGUUGUUGGAAGAUUUGAGUUCCCAAUAUAUUGAAAAGUAUGAUCAAGUGGAAUUCAAAAAGGUGGUGAUUCGACGUAUUCCUCGCAAUGUGCUCAUGCGGCCUGCCGAAGCCGAGACCCGUUUGGGUGGCCAAGAAUUCCGUCUGGGUGAUCGCAUUGUCUACGCCUUGGAUUCCGGUGCGGUGCCUUUUGCUGCCAAGGGAACCGUGGUCGGUGUUCAGGAAAAGGUCGUGGAUGUCGUUAUGGAUACUCCUUUUAUGGCCGGUAAAGAUUUGGAUGGAAGAUGCUCUGGAUACCGCGGUAUUUCCCUGCCCUAUGCCAAUGUCAUCAACUUGUCUGCCGCCAUGGUGGGUCCCAAGCAAGCGCCUCCGGCCAACAAACCGUCCAAUCACGGUGCACGUAACGGCCACGAUCAUGGAUCAAGAGGCGGGCCAAAGACAAGAGGUUACACCAAGCAAUAUCAUGGUGAUAGAGAUAGACAAAAACCAUCAGCAGCAUCAUCAUCACAAUGAUCCGCAUCGCUAUCGAUCUCUUUGUAAUUUGUCUUAAAGUUACACAGUAAUCCUUGUAUGCAUUGUAAUUAUCUUACAAAAGUUUUGAAUCAAAAAAAGGGAAAAUUCUUUGUUG
Messenger RNA from Radiomyces spectabilis, 5428 nucleotides. RefSeq names its product exoribonuclease 1. Lineage: Eukaryota; Fungi; Mucoromycota; Mucoromycetes; Mucorales; Radiomycetaceae. Gene Ontology annotation, cellular component: nucleus. The record is from RefSeq and is a predicted model, not a curated record. Gene Ontology annotation, molecular function: oxidoreductase activity, acting on the aldehyde or oxo group of donors, NAD or NADP as acceptor; 5'-3' RNA exonuclease activity; RNA binding. The transcript has 18 exons. Gene Ontology annotation, biological process: rRNA catabolic process; nuclear-transcribed mRNA catabolic process. Bases 64 to 5313 code for a protein of 1749 amino acids.